Schistocerca gregaria is the source of this 2248-nucleotide messenger RNA. RefSeq names its product kanadaptin-like. The record is from RefSeq and is a predicted model, not a curated record. Lineage: Eukaryota; Metazoa; Arthropoda; Insecta; Orthoptera; Acrididae. Gene Ontology annotation, molecular function: protein binding; mRNA binding.
UCGGGCAAGAAAACAAAUCUGACUGCUUUAAAAAACCAGUUUCUGGUGGUAGGCCCACGAAGGGGUAGAGGUGUGGGGAAAGUGAAGAACUUUCAUCCAAAUGAGUCUACAAAAGGUGCAAGUGCUUCUCCCGAUGAGAAUGAAGAGCAGCUCGAUUGUGCACCAGACUUGAAUGUUUCAGUCAAAGGGACGGUUGAUUCCGAGAGCACGAAACUUCUCUCUUUAGCAUCAGCCCAGAAGUUGAAAGAGAAGUCUGUACCACUCCCCUACAAAGAACCAACCUGGAGUGGUAUACCGGAAGCAGAUUAUGGCCUUGAAGUUCUAAAAGAUGGAAGGAUUAUAGAAAGAAUUGAACUAUCUCGCAAGCCAUUCUAUGUUAUUGGCCGCUUGUCGACAUGUGACAUACAAAUGACUCACCCAACAAUAUCGCGAGAUGAUCAGAACUCCUCCGGAUUUUACGUGUAUGAUUUGGGUAGCACACACGGCACUUUUCUAAACAAGUACAAAAUUAAACCAAAUAUUCACGUGAGGAUUCAGGUUGGUCAUCUGCUGAAAUUUGGCAACAGUACUAGGAUGUUUAUUCUUCAGGGACCAGAUACGGAUCAAGAGCAAGAAUCAGAGUUAACUGUGACAGAACUGCGAGAAAAGCGGAGAAUGGAACAGGAGGAACGAGACAAAGAGGAAUAUAUGCGUGAAAUGGAGGAGAAAAAACGCAAGGAACGUGAGGAAGAAGAAGGCAUUGACUGGGGCAUGGGUGAGGAUGCAGAUGAAGAAACAGAUCUUUCUCAAAACCCUUAUGCUGCUGCACCAAAUGAAGAUCUGUAUAUUGAUGAUCCUAAGAAGACCUUACGUGGAUGGUUUGAAAGAGAAGGAUAUGACUUGGAGUACAAUGUGGAAGAGAAAGGGUUUGGGCAGUUCCUGUGCACAGUGGAGCUUCCAAUUGGGAACGGAAUGAUUGCUGAGGCUCUUGUGAAGGGUAAAAAGAAAGAGGUUGUGGUGCAGUGUGCUCUCGAAGCUUGUCGUGUUUUGGAUCCCUUCGGAAUGUUACGCCAAGCUACUCACGCUCAAGAAGUACAAUGAAGUUCAGCAACAGAUAAAAGAAAUGGAAAAACAGUACAUCAUAGCAGCGCAGAAACUUUCUCGUAAUAGUGGUGAUUCCGUGGAUGAUGAUGAUGAUGAUGAUGAUGAUAAUGAAGAUGCUCUGGAUGCAUACAUGACACAGUUGUCAUCUGGUAUUGUUGAUAAAAAAGCUGUGUCCAAUUUGAAAAUUCAAUUACAGUCACUCAGGAGUGACUUGUCCCUAGUGAAGAGCUAUCAAAACUGCAGACUAGCAACAGAGUUGCAUUAGUUGCCGCAGUCAAAAGAAAAGUAAAGGACGAACAGAUGAGCAAGGUGUCCCAUAAAAUAAUACCAGAUGUUGAUUCAAAGUUGGAAGGUGUAGAAGAACAGGAAGAGGAAGAGGAUGAAGAGGAAGAGCAAGAACAGAAAGAAGCAGACAAAGAAGAACAAAAUAAUCGAAAGAGAAAUCAAGAUACAGGUGGAAAUCGUGACCAAAGAACAGUAAAACAAUCUGAACAGGAAGCUGUGUCAUUAAAUAGUCGUGGGGAGAAAAGAGAACAGCUUCACACAGAAAAGAAACCAUGUACUCUAGAUGACAACAGUGUUAUUGGUAAUGAUAAUGUAGUUCAUUUCCUGUAGUAUAGUGUAAAGUUGUAAAAUGAAAGACUGUAAGAAGAAAUAGAAUCUUUAUAGUGACUGAAAUUCUUGAUUAUUUUUCAAUCGUUCGUCAAAGAUAAUUGGUCCCUCGUUGCCACCCAGUGUGAACUUAAAUGAGAGAAAAGAAGUAGUUGUAAAUAAAAAUAAGAAGAGGUCGAGGCAGAAAGAGCCUAAGAAUGUGAAGGGAAAAUGGCACAGAAAAUGGACUAUGAUUACGAUGAAUCCAACCCAGAUUAUUCAGUUUGGGUUCCCCCAGAAGGCCAGACAGGUGAUGGUCGUACAAAGCUCAAUGAAAAGUAUGGGUACUAGAUUGAUUCCUGCCAUGAGUGAAAAGUUAUCAAAACGUGCACAGUUUUCCUCCCAAUGUAUAUGCACUUCAAAGUACGCUGUGAUAGUGCAUGUGUUACCUGUUGACAUACCUUGUUUGUGAUUCUGGAGCAGUUAUUUUCCCUUUCACAGAUAGAUAAUAAUUUGACAGUCUUCCUUUACUUGUAAUGAAGAAAUAAAUAAAGCAAGGGAAAGGUAAACAGCA